Molecule: messenger RNA, 600 nt
Organism: Paraglomus occultum
Lineage: Eukaryota; Fungi; Glomeromycota; Glomeromycetes; Paraglomerales; Paraglomeraceae
Source: the annotation of a GenBank genome assembly
AUGUAUCCUGGUCAAAAAUAUAGACAACAACAGCAACAGAAUUCUCCUAACCCGGCUCGUCCAGUCGGAGCGCCAGGUCAACAUAAUGCGCAAUAUCCACCUGUGGGUGCGCCGGGACAACAUAAUUCCAAUUAUCCACCUCCUCCACCUUACGGUGGCCCAGGGGGAUUUGCUCCGCCCGGACCGUAUGGUGCAUAUCCACCGACGCCAUCAGCUGGAGUUUAUGGGCCUCCACCUAGUGGACCCUAUCCUAAUGCUGGUUAUGCACCUCCACCUGGUCCUGGUGCAAGCUAUCCUCCUCCACCAUCAGGAGGAUACGCUCCACCACCAAAUCCGUACGCUCCACCGCCAAAUCCGUAUGCUCCACAAUCAAAUCCAUACGCUCCACCACCAGGUCCCUAUGCUCCUCCAUCCGGUACAGGUUAUCAGUACGGUUAUAAUGCAGGCCCCCCACAUCAAGGAUUCCAAUUAAGCACUUGCACGGGACGAAAAAGAGCUCUACUGAUUGGGAUUAAUUACAUGAAAACCAGGUUUGAAUUGAAAGGUAAUGUCCCAGCAGGAGACGUGUAUGUGAAAAAGAGCAAGAGGGGAUUGAGAUAG